AUGAGACGGCCGGGGAGCGGCAGCCGACUCAUUGGGGAAUCCAAACUGAGGCUCAUCCUCGUCGGUAAGAGUGGAGGUGGGAAAAGUGCAACAGGAAACACCAUCCUUGGGCAGGAGAAGUUUGAGUCGGUACUGGAGGCAACACCCGUUACUCAGACAUGUAGUGAAGGUAGCAGGACCUGGAAUGGAAGGCAGGUUGUGGUUAUCGACACGCCUGCUAUUUUUGACACCAAGGACGCUGAUGAACAAACCACCCAUGAGAUCGGUCGCUGUAUGGAGCUCUCCUUCCCAGGCCCCCAUGCUCUGGUGCUGGUGACCCAGCUGGGCCGUUUCACUGACGAAGACCAGCGCGCCGUGAAGAGAGUAAAAAAGAUUUUUGGUCCCAAGGCACUGAUGUACACAAUCGUCUUAUUCACCCGCAGAGAAGACUUACAGAGUGGAACUCUGGAGGAGUAUAUCUCCCACCCGGAGAACAAACAGCUUCUGCAGCUGAUCAAACAGUGUCAGGGGCGAUACUGCGCUUUCAGCAAUAAAGCUACAUGGGCGGAACGCGCUGCCCAGGCUGACGAACUGAUGACUAAGAUUGCUCGUAUGGUGGCGGAGGAGAAUAAAGACCAUCUGGUGUGUAAAGCUCCUGAGAGGCUUCUAAAAGAAGAUGAGACAGAUAAACGUAAAAAGAAGAUGGGCGAAGUGGAAGAUGAAAUGCAAGUGGAUAGACAGGAAGGAGCUCAAGGGGAAGAGCACUCAUCCAGGAAACCAGCAGGGCCGGGGAGCGGCAGCCAACUCACUGGGGAAUCCAAACUGAGGCUCAUCCUCGUCGGUAAGAGUGGAGGUGGGAAAAGUGCAACAGGAAACACCAUCCUUGGGCAGGAGAAGUUUGAGUCGGUACUGGAGGCAACACCCGUUACUCAGACAUGUAGUGAAGGUAGCAGGACCUGGAAUGGAAGGCAGGUUGUGGUUAUCGACACGCCUGCUAUUUUUGACACCAAGGACGCUGAUGAACAAACCACCCAUGAGAUCGGUCGCUGUAUGGAGCUCUCCUUCCCAGGCCCCCACGCUCUGGUGCUGGUGACCCAGCUGGGCCGUUUCACUGACGAAGACCAGCGCGCCGUGAAGAGAGUAAAAAAGAUUUUUGGUCCCAAGGCACUGAAGUACACAAUCGUCUUAUUCACCCGCAGAGAAGACUUACAGAGUGGAACUCUGGAGGAGUAUAUCUCCUACCCGGAGAACAAACAGCUUCUGCAGCUGAUCAAACAGUGUCAGGGGCGAUACUACGCUUUCAGCAAUAAAGCUACAUGGGCGGAACGCGCUGCCCAGGCUGACGAGCUGAUGACUAAUAUUGCUUAUAUGGUGACGGAGGAGAAUAAAGACCAUCUGGUGUGUAAAGCUCCUGAGAGGCUUCUAAAAGAAGACGAGACAGAUAAAUGUAAAAAGAAGAUGGGCGAAGUGGAAGAUGAAAUGCAAGUGGAUAGACAGGAAGGAGCUCAAGGGGAAGAGCACUCAUCCAGGAAACCAGGGAAAUCCUAUAGGAAAAAAACAACCCUGCAGACAGAAGAAAACAAAAACGCGAUAAAUCAACCCCUGGAGGAUCUAUCACUGCUCACCGACCCCAGCAGGUCGUCCACCAACCCACUGUUCCAGGUGCUUGAUGAUCAGGAUUGA
Mauremys reevesii (Reeves's turtle) is the source of this 1662-nucleotide messenger RNA. RefSeq names its product GTPase IMAP family member 8-like. The transcript has 4 exons. Gene Ontology annotation, molecular function: GTP binding. The coding region runs from base 1 to 1662 and encodes 553 amino acids. NCBI's taxonomy places the organism in Eukaryota, Metazoa, Chordata, Testudines, Geoemydidae. The record is from RefSeq and is a predicted model, not a curated record.